Messenger RNA from Syngnathus acus (greater pipefish), 1980 nucleotides. RefSeq names its product LysM, putative peptidoglycan-binding, domain containing 2 (gene lysmd2). NCBI's taxonomy places the organism in Eukaryota, Metazoa, Chordata, Actinopteri, Syngnathiformes, Syngnathidae. The transcript has 3 exons. The record is from RefSeq and is a predicted model, not a curated record. Bases 187 to 837 code for a protein of 216 amino acids.
GGCCGUGUGACGAAAGCGACUUUUGAGGUAGUCCACCCCAAAACAUGUCUCUCGUCCCGGGCUAGCUAGCAGAAUUACACCGGCAAUCUUUGUGUACCUUGACGCUGUCAUGUUUUUACCCCUGGCCACGCAAAUCGAACGUUGACAUUCCCCGAGGUCACAAGUUCCACAUUAAAUCCAAAGAAAAUGGCGGAGUUCUCGCCCGUCUUACCUAUGCGGGAUGGAGGAGCACGAGGACGAUUCGGCCAGCCUAUCUUUCCUCGCUCGAGGUCCGGUUCCGAGUCGGAGAGCGAACUCUCCCAAAGCCUGGCUCGGACCAAGAUACGUUCUUAUGGAAGUACGGCGAGCGUCACGGCCUCCCUGGGAGAGAAAUUCAUAGAGCAUCGGGUUUCAGAUAGCGAUACUCUGCAGGGGAUUGCCCUCAAAUAUGGUGUAACGAUGGAGCAAAUCAAGAGAGCCAACAAGUUGUUCAGCAACGACUGUAUCUUCCUCAAGAACAGCCUAAGCAUCCCGGUGGCGGUGCCCAAGCGUUCCAUUUUUAACGGACUGUCUUUGGAGUCUCCUGACGGGGAUAUCGAAGCAGCGUGUCAGGAGAUGGAGACUCCCUGUGUCGUGUCGCAGGACCUUGAGGGACUUUCACCGCCAUCCUCGCCGCCUCCUGAAGACUCCAGAGCCUCCCGGCCCCAAGCGGAGGAGCUCUCUGCCAAAGACUUCUUACAAAGAUUGGACUUGCAAAUUAAACAGUCAAAGCAGGCAGCGCGCAGGCUGAAAGAAGAGGAAAUAAGGAGCAGUGAGGGGAACUACGCGGCCCCCACCACAUCAUACCAAGAAAUAUGAUGGACCAUUGUGUUUACCUUAACCUCGCUUGUUUGUUUACCUUCUUGCUUGUUUUGUUUGCCUUUUAUUUAUUAUGAAUAUGCAAGCGUUACGACUUGUAUGAUUGUUUUUUUUUUUGGUACGGUUGCCCUGGUAGACAGUCAGCACAGCUUGCAUACAGGUACUAUCGAACUAUUUAUGCGCUGCUGCUAUAUAGACCGCCCCCAGCUGCACAUGCGCUCAUCAGUAUAACCUCAGUAAAACAUCAGAUAAGAGGCUAAAGUCUUCAUAUUCAUUUCAUUAGUUCCCUAAAAGCCUUUUUCACAAAUUCCGAAGGGACACCUCUAUUUUUGGAGUGCAUUAUUUAUGUGUGUGGAGAUGUUUUUAUGUGCUGCUAUAUUUUAAUUAUUGUUAGGCCAGAAUAAAUAAGUACAUUGAGCAAAAAAUAGAAAUGCAACUCCUUUUGGUUACAUUGUUCACAAGCUAAACUCACAGAACUGAGUUUUAUCAAAGGAAAAGUGCUUGUGAAAAAUGGCAGCAAAAACAAUUAUUGCUUUUAUAUUUUUGUUCAGUGUAUUUCAACCUGAUUUGUUGUCACCCCAAUGAUUGUCCUUGCUUGUGUAAUGUUUUGAGUGGUAAUUUACUUUUACCAUUAUUGCUCUAUUGGCCUAUUAAGCACACUUGCAAAGAAAAGACAAUGUUUUAAUUGCUUUCACACUCUAGGAAGAAAAAAAGCACAUAUUUACAUUUUGAAUGACCUCAUCUUGUGUCUACUCAGAUGAAAAUGUUCAUGUACAUGAAGACGAAUGAUUGACACAUUGCCCUCCUGUGGGCCCCAGUGUUAUUACAACGGUUCACUAUAAUGUAAUACACAAAUGUCUUUAUGACAGAAUAAUAUCUCACAUAUACACCGACAACAGAAAAAAAGAGUUUACAUAUGAGAGAGAAAGAGAGAGAAUCAAAAGACUUCUACUAAAUUGUCAGCUAUUGAUCUCAAUAUUUUCCAGAGCUGUAUAUCUGUUUUAAAAAUAUAGAAAUGUCAAUGACGAAACAAUGGGUUAUUACUCUUCAAUCUUGCCGUGCAAAUAGUAAGAAAAUUAUUUUAGUGCUUUGUUUCAUCAUUUUAUUACAUCCUUUACCCCAAGAUGAUGAUUGUAACAUGAA